This is a messenger RNA of Cylindrotheca closterium, 321 nucleotides long. The record is from the annotation of a GenBank genome assembly. Lineage: Eukaryota; Bacillariophyta; Bacillariophyceae; Bacillariales; Bacillariaceae.
AUGUUUUUCAGAAGGUUGACUCCUCGGGAGAGAACGCUGGGCGCCAUUGGGGGAGUUAUCGUGGGUGGAUCAGUCUUCAAAGUUGCUUAUUUCAAAUAUUGCAGAGACAUCCUUGUAGAUCAAGCGCAUAGGACGCAUAUGGAUGCGACCGAAAACUACCGAGAAGCCAAAGAAUUUGCAAAAUGGUCAGCAAAAGAUCGUGAGGAACGUCGCGCUUCCUUGCCACCGCUUACAAAGGAGCAAGAGCAGCAAAUGAGGUCAUAUCUUCGUAUGAUGCAAGAACACCAUGCUUUCAACCCUGACUCCGAAAAGGACUCCUAG